CAGGUAUAUCCAGCAGAUGGCAGCAGAGGGACACAUAGGACGCAAACCUAGUGUGUGUCUGUAACGGUGCCUGAUCAAAAUCCAUCAGUGAUCCAUGGUUUGCGGGGACAUACCUUUCGUCGUCAAUACCUCGGUGGAUGGAGACAGAAUUGUACCCAGUUGCAAUCUGAGUUGAUCGGCUUGGUUCGUGUGAAACAAGCCUCUGGUUUUUUUUUCUGACUGCGGGGACACUAUGGAGGAAGUGGAUUAUGUUGAUCAGCACAGAUCUGAAAGUCGACCUUUAGAUGAAGUGCAGAUGAAACAGCUCGGUGUCCAUCUGCCGCAGGAAGUUGGUGAAAAUCAAACAGCUGGUAAGAAGAAGCUCUGCGAAGUGUUCCCAGUUCUUCGGAUGCUGGACGUUAAAAAAGAGGUUCUCCAUGCCUCGAGCUCCAGUUCCCAGAAGCAGCAUCCAGAGGCCUUCCACAUAAAGGAGGAGGAGGAGGAAGUCUGGACCAAUCAGGAGGAAGAACGGCCUAAUGAGCAGAAAGAGACUAAUAUCAGCAGGUUCCCUUUAACUGUUGCUACAGUGAAGAAUGAAGGUUACGAAGAGAAACCUCAGUUAUUAGAGCUUCAUCAGAUCAAAACUGAAGAAAGCAGAGAGACUGAAGCUCCAAUCAGCAGCUCAGCUCAACAGAUAAAAACAGAACUCCAUAGCGAGGAUGGUGUAAGAACAGAACCAGAUAGGAUCCUGUAUCCAAAUAAAAAUGCUUCAGACACUUCUGAGACAGAAGCCAGUGAUGAUAAUAAUGAUGAGGACUGGCAGGGACCUUUGUCAGAUUCUGAGUCUGAAACUAAAAUGAGUCACAAUUGUGAGAAUGCCCUCAGUGUAUCUCAGUCAAAUGUAAAUGGUGAAGAGAAAUAUAACUCUGUCGUGGCAGGAGAUGAAGGCGAAAAAGUGUUUGCGUGCAAUACAUGUGAUAAAAGAUUUAAAAAGCGGGACAAUCUUACGGAUCAUGCUAGGAUCCACACCGGCGAGAAGCCAUUUGGCUGUGAUGUUUGUGAGAAAAGAUUCAGGCGGAAGGACUGUUUGCGAAAACACAAGAUGAUUCACAGCGGGAAAACGGCGCACAGCUGUGAUUUCUGUGGGAAAGGGUUUAUAGAAAAGACGGAUCUUCAGGCGCAUAUAAGACUCCAUACCGGAGAGCGACCUUUUGCAUGUGAUGAAUGUGGAAGAAGGUUUCACAAAAAGUCAAUCCUCACAGUGCAUAUGAGAGUCCACUCUGGGGAGAAACAGUUCAAAUGCACCGUGUGCGAAAAAAGAUUCCGAUUUCAGCACAUUCUUAAAAAGCACAUGGUUGUUCACACCGGAGAGAAGCCGUUUGUUUGUGUCAUCUGUAGUAAAGGAUUUUCUCAACAAGAAACUCUGAAGAGACACACAGGUGUUCACACUGGGGAAAAGACAUUUGUUUGUAGCGACUGCGGUAAAGACUUUCAACAGAAGAUACACCUGAAAGAACACAUGAAGGUCCACACGGGGGAAAAGCCAUUUGGCUGUGACGUGUGCGGUAAGAAAUUCAAAAAGAAGUCGUAUGUUAAAACGCACAUGAUGUCUCACGGUGGAAAGAGAGCGCACAACUGUGAGCUGUGCGGGAAAGGCUUUUUAGUAAAGGGCGGUCUUCUGAAACACAUGAGGAUUCACAAUGGAGAAAGACCUUUCAGCUGCGAUGUUUGCAGCAAGAGCUUUCUGCAGAGGAUCCAUUUGAAGGCGCACAUGAGAGUUCACACAGGAGAGAAACCGUUUGGAUGUGAAAUCUGUGGUAAAAAGUUCACAAAGAAAUCCUAUGUUACAACACACAUGACGUCUCAUGCUUGACAGAUGACGAGAUUACUGUUGAUUUGCAGAUAUGCACCAAGCUUCACACAAUAGCAGGAUGUCUGCACAUCAUUAAAAAGUCUUAAAUUCAUGUAUCUAAAAUGAAGGCCUCAAAUUGUAUAAAAUUCUUUGAAAAACAGGAAGUUGGCCUUAAAUAUGUUAAUCACAGGUCUUAACUUUUCUUGGGUAAAGACUGUUUAAUCUCAUAUAUUCUAAGUAGUUUUCCUUUUUCUUGCGGGACUUUACUAUUAUGCUAAACUUUGAGUCUGUGAGUCACGGCGGUUGCCAGUAACUAGCUGCUAGUAUACCCUUGCUGUUAAGCAAGGAUAAAGGAAGCUAGCUUUCAUAUGUUCAUUAUGAGUAAGUGCAAAUGUUUGUCUUUGCCAUUAAUGCUCUUCAAUUGCCAAGUCAUACAGUUUAUUUAUUUGUACAUUUCUGUUGUAAUACUGGUCUUAAAUCCCAUUCAUAAUGGUCUUUAAAAAGUCUUAAAAGUCUUAAAUUUGAGUUGGUGUAACCUGGAGAAAUUCUGUAUAGGGUGAAGAACUGGCCUAUGCCAUACUGGAGGGUUUGGUACCUGAUAUUUGUAAUUAAAAAUGGACCUGAGGCAUACUGUAACUUUCUGGAACACAAAAUUUCUUAGCGAAAGAUACCCAAAAGGUCUUUAACCCCUUCAACACAUGCCUGUUUAGUGUAUCUGAACUGAACCUGAUGUUUGUACUAUAAAGCAAGCUGAGCAUAACUGUGCUUUCCCUUUGUAAACUGGCUACUAGAAAGGAGGUAAAAUAUCAAAAAUGCCAUUACUAAAACAGUAGUUUUUGUUUUUCAAAUAUAUUUGACAUGUUUGUGGUGCUUUUUGUUACUUAACCUGAUUAAACUAGU
Poecilia reticulata (guppy) is the source of this 2731-nucleotide messenger RNA. RefSeq lists its product as uncharacterized. Gene Ontology annotation, cellular component: nucleus. Gene Ontology annotation, biological process: regulation of transcription by RNA polymerase II. The record is from RefSeq and is a predicted model, not a curated record. Lineage: Eukaryota; Metazoa; Chordata; Actinopteri; Cyprinodontiformes; Poeciliidae. Gene Ontology annotation, molecular function: DNA-binding transcription factor activity, RNA polymerase II-specific; RNA polymerase II cis-regulatory region sequence-specific DNA binding.